Zingiber officinale is the source of this 2684-nucleotide messenger RNA. RefSeq names its product putative RNA-binding protein Luc7-like 2. The transcript is spliced from 11 exons. Gene Ontology annotation, molecular function: mRNA binding. The record is from RefSeq and is a predicted model, not a curated record. Gene Ontology annotation, cellular component: U1 snRNP; U2-type prespliceosome. NCBI's taxonomy places the organism in Eukaryota, Viridiplantae, Streptophyta, Magnoliopsida, Zingiberales, Zingiberaceae. Gene Ontology annotation, biological process: mRNA splice site recognition. The coding region runs from base 106 to 1053 and encodes 315 amino acids.
GAGAGAGAUUUUAUCUGUCCUUCGAACUCGAACGACCCCAAAACAAAAUUGUUCGGGAAGAGCCGGAGAAAACCUCGCCAAACCCUAACCCUAGUGGAGGUGAGGAUGGACGCCAUCCGGAAGCAGCUCGACGUUCUCAUGGGGGCCAAUCGCAACGGUGACGUCAGGGAGGUGAACCGCAAGUACCAUGACCGCGACGUCUGCCGCCUCUUCUUGUCCGGGCUUUGCCCCCACGACCUCUUCCAACUCACGAAAAUGGACAUGGGUCCUUGUCCGAAGAUUCAUUCCUUGCAGCUGAGGAAAGACUAUGAAGAAGCAAAAGCAAAAGGUGAUCACAAUUUUGAUAGAGAACUUGAAGAUAUGAUAGAACGGCUUAUUGUUGAGUGUGAACGAAAAAUUCAAAGAGCCCUCAAGCGUCUUGAAGAUGAGGAUGCUAAGGCUGCUGUGGCAAUAUCUGUAUCCAUGGUCACACAGUCACCUGAAAUUAUGGAACUUUCAAAGCAAAUAAAAGAGAAACUCAAAGAAGCUGAUGCAUUUGAUUUUGAAGGAAAGACUGAUAGUAAAAUACGAGUUCUAGAAGUGGUGGAAGAGCUCAAAGCUCAAAGAGCUGACAAACAGUCAGUUCUUCUUCUUGACGCUUUCAACAAAGAUAGGGCUUCUCUGUCACUUCCUAUUCAGAAUCCUACUCAACUACCAUCCUUGCCUGUUGUCAAUCCUCCAGAUCCUCGGACACAAGAAAUGAUAAAUGAAAAACUUAAGAAAGCAGAGGAUCUUGGUGAGAGGGGAAUGAUAGAUGAAGCUCAAAAAGCUCUAGAAGAAGCAGAAGCUCUGAAAAAGCUGGGUGCUCGACAAGAGCCAGUCCUAGAAUCCUCAAAGUAUAGUGCUGCUGACGUUCGAAUUACUGAUCAGAAAUUGCGUGUUUGUGACAUUUGUGGAGCAUUCUUGAGUGUCUAUGACAAUGAUCGUCGUUUAGCGGAUCAUUUUGGAGGAAAACUUCACCUUGGAUAUAUGCAAAUCCGUGAAAAGCUAGCAGAACUCCAGGUGAUGGUAUAAUGUUUGACAUUCUGCAAUAAAGAGUUUCGCUUAUUUUUGGCAUCUGUGAGUUUCCUUAUCUCAGUUGAAAGAUCACCAUGUAGUUUUGUUGAGUUUGUGCUUCACUUGUUUAAUUGGCUAGUAGACUGAUUUGGGAGGGGACCAUUGAAGUAGCGAAGGGUGGUCAUAUAUGGAAUCAAGAUUACUUAUGGUGGUACCCUCAUGAACAACUGCUAUUCCUAAGUCAAAAGCUGUAAGCUGAUGAAUAGUAUCAUAAAGCAUAUUAAAAUUGGUAGCAAACAAUUGUGUUAUUUUUGUUUCAUGUCCUUCAUUUGUUCUUCAACGAUUUAAUUUUAAUUUUAGGUUUGAUACUAGUAACUAAUAAAUUAACAACUUUUGUUAGGUUAAUUAUGAUCAUUCUAACAAUACAGCAUUUCUAGUAUUUAUUUGAAGCACCUAUUUUGUGCAUUGAAAAAUCUUUUUGGAAUUUUCAUUUUUGAAUGGCAUUUUUUAUUUUUAGAAUAUCAAAGUCUGCUAGGAAAGGUAAGAAAUCAUUUUGUAUGUCAUAUUAUGAAUAUGUUGAAAACUCAUAGUUGUGCUGGGAAUAUUUUCUGUGAAGCAACAAAUGGCUAGAUUUACUUGGACAAUUGUUAAUAAUGGCAAUCUAACAGCAUUCUCAAGAUCAACAAACUAGUUUCUUGACGAACUCAUCAUCUGGUGUUCUUAUAUUCUCUCUUAAAGAACCAGUUGCCUGUUAGAUCUGUUUUCAUUUGAAUGACUGGGUUUGAGAUCUAUUUUGCAAGCAGUUUUAGAAGGUGAUUAUUUUGUCUUUGCCACAUGAAGAUUGUGAAAUGUGCCCUUUAAAUUGUAAUUGGAAAUAUUUUGUAGGCCUAGAUAUUCUUCACCGCCUUUCUUUUCUUUAUCCAUUUUUUUUUUGUUUUCCAUGAUUUUUUCCCGAAGUUCCUAUUACAGUAUCUCAGUGUAGCACAUUAAGUUAUCAGUUGAAAAAUUGGUCAUGCUGUUGCACAUUAUUUUUAUCUUCAUUUGGUUUUCCCUAGACAGAAGUAGUUUACUAGUCUUGUCCAACAUUUUGUUUUUUGGAAUAAAUUGUUCAUGAAAAGAGGUCGCACCAUAUUUUUUGGGAAUUUAGAUGCACAAUGUUCGAGUGCUCCAGUGCUGCCUCAACCAAGUAGAAGCUCGAGAUUCAGUUUUACUGUAUCAGAAUAUGAUCAAAUGGAGUGAGUUAUAUGUAAAGCUUAAGAGCAUUGAUGCUUCUUAAUGGUGAUUGUCCAUUCGCCCAUUAAUGUAGCCUUUUUCAUAAACACCAUGAGUAAAAAAGGAUACUAUAAUUUCUAAUAAUGUUCUUAUAGAUAUUGUAUAUGCACUCAUAUGCGCUAUGUGCAAUGCCAUUGCUGGUCACCACUUGCCUGUUUCAAAAUCUUGAUUUUAGCUUGUGCAAAAGAGUACCGUGGGCCUUUUACCUGCUCUUUAUUCUCAAUUGUUUUUAACUUAUUAAAGUUUUUUAGUUUGACCUUUCUGGAAAUGAAUCAAAUGUGAAGAUUUUUUUUUUCCAUUUUUAAACCCAUGCUUCUUCACGAUGUAUUUGCCAGGAAGAGAGAAACAGGAAGCGAAAGGUUGAUCGGACUGAAGAU